AUGUCGAAGAAGUCAGAGGAGAAGAGCACCGCUGUAGAGCCUCUUCUGGAUCCAUCUCAAACAAGAUAUGUUCUUUUCCCGAUCCAAUAUCAUGAUAUUUGGCACUAUUACAAAAAGGCAGAAAGCUCUUCUGGACAGUCGAGGAAGUGGACAUACACAAUGACCUAG
Molecule: messenger RNA, 168 nt
Organism: Vittaforma corneae ATCC 50505
Lineage: Eukaryota; Fungi; Microsporidia; Nosematidae
Exons: 1
Coding region: 1-168 (55 amino acids)
Molecular function (GO): oxidoreductase activity
Source: RefSeq, a predicted model, not a curated record